Messenger RNA from Gryllus bimaculatus (two-spotted cricket), 4435 nucleotides. Lineage: Eukaryota; Metazoa; Arthropoda; Insecta; Orthoptera; Gryllidae. The record is from the annotation of a GenBank genome assembly.
AUGUAUAUGGUUCCGUUUACAAAAUUCAAAAAUACAGCCCUGGCACACGACAGCCGGUCGCCCCCGCUCCGUAGCCGUAAAGAUACAGCUGUCGACCGUGCACCACCAACCACCGACACGUCCCCCAGAGUGCCUGUGAUGGAACAACCGUGCGCGAGCUACCGACGGGCAGUCAUCGGGUCAGCUCUUCCUGCACGUGAUGGAUUGGACGUGUGUACCAACGUGAUGCAAGCUUGUGCAAUCGAGUGUCAGUUGAUCGUCUGGAGUAGUAAAGUGUACGGCAUCCCAGGCAAUGAGGUUUCACAAGUGACAGAAGGUGAAGCAAGUGUUCUGGAAAGUACCAUGGUAGAUUACGAUUCUUUCAAGAAGGCAGCGAUCCGAGGUCAGGAUGAGAUUGUGCCAUGCCCGUAUAACCCCUCUCAUCAAAUUAACAAGAGCAGAUUGCAAUAUCACAUUGUGAAGUGUGAAAAACAACAUGCACAAAGGGAACUUGUUACGUGUCCCUAUAACGCUACGCAUCGCCUUCCGAAGCCUGAAUUAGCAAUGCAUAUUUUUGAAUGUCCAGACAAACGAAUCCUAGAAACGCACAAAUUUCAGACAGGGGAUGAGAGCUCGAAAAAAAAUCUCCAAGAAUUUAUCCGUCCGUCCUUGCCACCAAGUGAGGAAAAUUGGGAUACCGAUGAUUAUCAAUCUUCUUAUGACCCAAAUGAACACAUAAAUAACAAGUGUGUGAUAAGAAACAUUCAAGGUGCCACUAAAUCUGAACGGAAACAGUUUCGACGUGAAGAACGAAGGAGAGUCAAUCAACUUGCUAAUACCUCCGAACCUGAAGUUUCAAAGGUUGGUUAUGUUCCUCCUCGACCACCAAAAUCUCUGCCAAAGGGUGUAAGCAAUUCGGAAUUGGGUACAAGACUUGGUAUGGGCCGUGGUUUACGACCUUUAGAUUAAGUUCUCAGUGCUUACGAAACAGCCUAACAGAAAAGAAAAAUGAAAAAAUCAUUGUGCGUUUUAAAAUUUAAAAUUUCAUAUAUUUCACUUUUGACAAAGGCUGGAAUUAAAUUGAUUUUUAUUGAAAGUUGUACUCGUUGCAAAUGAUAAUUAGAUCAGUGUACUCGAUUUUAAUAAACAUAGGUAAUUAAUCAUGGUUAUAGUGAUUUUUUUUUAUUAUUAUUGAGACAUUUAAUAACUUUUUUUAAAAUGUUUAGUCUAAUGAUCUUCCAGAUCAUGUUUUAUUGUGUAUAUGAAGUUUGAAAAAUAUACAUUAUGUAGUUUUCGAGAAUUAAUUUUAAAAUUAUUAUUUUAAUGUUGCGGAACUAAAAUAGAGAUUUAUUGUAUUUUAGUUCUCAUAUGUAUAUAUUAUGAAUGGCUUAAGGUAUUUGUCUGUUCAAAUAACAAUAAUAAUAAUAAUAUCUAAUUAUUGCAUCUCAUUCGGACUUUACAAAUUAAUUUUAGUUUUUUUAUAUUUCAUUACAAAAAAAAUGCAGGCAAUUCCUAAUUAUUUCAUAUCACAUAGAAUAGUAAUUUUCUUUUUUAACACAAUAUUAUUUUAUUAGACACACCUGAAAAAUUAGCAAUUUAUAUAUUUCUUGGUUAUGGUCUCAUUUUACUAUGAACUCUCUUCUUGGGUAUUAUUCAAUAACAUUUGUAAUUUUCGCAUGCAGUUUCAUGCAUAUUUAGUUUGUUUCCAGCGGCUCACAUCUCGCAGAUGUGUACAGUACUUGUGCAGAAAUUGGAAAUAUCUCAAUAACUUGAGAAUGCUAGAUAAAAUGGUUUGAAGACCAUUAAAUACAAAAGGAAGAGAUUUCAAAUAAACAAAAUAAGAAAAUAGAAUCUUUUCUCAUUAUUGUCAUGAAGUUUUUGAGUAGGUAUGUAUUUUUAAGUGCUGAUUUUUGUCUCUUUCGUCCAUUCAUUUCGACGAAUUACAAUGUCAACAAUUUAAAAUAUUUGUAGUAAGCACAAUCCUGUGUUUUGCUGACAAGCAGUCAUUGAAGAGGGAAGGGGGAAGAAAUGAAGGGCCAUCAAUCAUGUUUUUGAGAAAAGAAGUUGUAAUUAGUAACAUACUUUGUAUCAUUUUUCAGUUAAAUAUGAAAUGUUAUACAUCAUAUUUAGAAUUUUACACUUUAUUUCGAGGUAAUCAUCUACAAGUGUUACAUUGUGUGUGUGAUAUAAUAAACAAGUCGUACUUUGAUGUGUUCUGCUGUCUACUUAGGCAGUUACAUGACAAGAUUGAAUAGAGAGAAAAAUAGUUUAAUUUAGACAUAACCGAAGUAUACAUUUUUUUAUUAAAUUACAUUUUAUCAUGUAAUUGUGUAAACAAAAGCAUUUGUUUCAAGUGAAUUUUUGAAGGUCUUUUUAAACUGAACAAGGAUGCCAUUGACAUUUGAAUUUAAAUAUUAUGACAUUCUGACAAUGAAACUAUUCUAAACAAGUCUGUUGCAUUAAACACCUCAAAGUCGGUGCUUAGUGGUGCCUCUUCCACCACAUUCUAAUGAUGUUUAAACAAUUAACUUUUUGCUUGAACCAUCAGGACAGAUAUGAACUCUUAUUGAACAUACAUUAAGCAUAUUUUUCGCGCAACUUUUCUUGAACGAUGGAUUGAAGAAAUGCGGGUAGAGUGGGGGUAUUAUAUACGAAAUCGGCCACUAGAUUUUAUGAAGUAAUGCCAAUCUCCGGAGAAUCAGUCACACAUUCGUAACGUUCUCAAUAAUUUGCGUUCUAACUGUAUCAGGAGUUCGAUGUAUCUUCUGUGAUCCAUACUGGCUUGGGACAUUUCUGUAGAUUUUUGGAGAAAAUAAUCGAUAGAAGUUCUCGCCUUCAAAAGAAAAUAGUUUCUAUUCACGCCAAUGAAGAUGUUUGGAAUGUUGUCAUCGGUGCUUGCUGUGAGUGUUUGCCUUAAUUUUUUUAUUGAACUAGAGAGGAGGAAGCAAGGUCAUCGUUCAAGAAAAGUUGUGCGAGUAAUACUACAUUAUCGACAAGGAAUUACAUAAAACUCCAAUGUGUCAUUCAGUUUUUGAGGCUGAGUUUUAAGACUAAAGAUGUAUGUCUAAUAUGAUGAGUGCAGAUCAUGCAGCUUUACAAAGCUGCAUGGUUUUACCAAUAAACAAAAUGAUUUUAUAAUGGUGAGAGAAUCUCAUUGAUACAGUAUCUUGGGUUUUUUUAAAUCAUUGAUGACAUAAGGGCACUUUCCAAGGGUGUACGCUAACAUGUCAUCUACUUUUGAAUAAUUGUACUGCAUUGCUGCACAACAUUCUGCCCAGUAAACCUUGUCAACAUGUUAACUGAUGACAAGUCCUUCUAGCAAUUGAGAUUGUUAUUCAUUUGCCUUGCACAAGUUUUGCCUUGCUCUUCAGUUCUUUAACAAUUUGAAUCUAAACAUAUUUUGUGUGAAUUUCAUGUAUGUGCAAAUGCAAAAUGAUAUGGAGAUAUUUUGUUUUAAAUGUUGUAAAUAAGAAAAAUGAAAGAAAAAGAAAAAAGGAACAAAAUAAUUAAGAAGACAACCAUACUAGUGUUUGGAAUUUAAGUAUGCAUAGAUUUUUUUUAACAAAUAACAAACAAAAUGUCCAUUAAUAUUGCAUUGCAGUAAUUGCAUUCCUUGUGUUAGUAUGUGGAAGGGAGUGUUAGAAUCAGUUUUGCCAGGUUUUAGCCAUAAAUUGGCGACUUUUUAAUUUUCAUUCGUUGCAAUUAAAGUUGGACUUUUAAUCUCUCGUGCUCUUUCUUGCAAGGAGAAAAUUUUGUAUCGUGUUCACUUUCGAGGGCAACAGUGAGUCAAAAUUUACUUUAUGAGAAAUAAACCAGCUUCUUAAGGGCCAUCAAAAAGUAUUGUAAUGCAAUUUUGAAGUAGUCAUCCUGGAUGGCUGAGAGUAUGUGCUGACUAAGCUCUUCGAUCCAAAGGACCAUGGGUUGGGCACGGUUGUUUGUCCCUAGCCUCUCGUGUGUGUGUGUUGUGAAGUUCUGCUGACCCCAGAUCAGAGGAGCGUGCAAGUGUGUUGGUGUCUAGUAUGUGGUUGUGUUCCAUCAGGACGUAAGGGGCUGGAAUAAAACCCUGGGGAAAAAGAACUGAAAUAAAGUGAAUUUUGAAUACCCUCCCCCAUAAAUAAUUAUGUAGCGCUUGAGACCCCCCCCCCUAUAAUUUUUAAUGAGUAAAAAAAAAUAACUGUAAAAACAAUUUGUAUUAAUUUCAUGCGUUCAAUUUUGUGUUUGAUAUUAAAGUUUAUGAUAAAUUAUAUCAGAAUCCAUUGAUGAUGGUUAUUGCAACCAAUAAUAGGAAGGGACAAGUGAGAAGAUUUCUGACAAGCCAUGUACAUGUCAACAAGGGGGACAUGUGGGCAAGACUACUGUGCAGAUUUAAUUGGAGUCUAGAAUGCACUAUAGAUUAGUUUAGAAUGUUUUCUUUGUAAUCACAGAUAUUCAAUCAAUAUACUAUUGGUGAAGAGAU